UUGAAGUCACCUGUCAUGCACGUCGAGGUCCUGUCUGCCCUGCUUUGCCUUGUUACAGCGUAUGCAGGAUGCCCACUCGGAUUUCAUCAAAACAGAAGAUCCUGCUACUGGUUCUCAACCAUUAGAAGUUCGUUUGCAGAGGCGGCAGGCUACUGUCGAUACUUGGAGAGCCACCUUGCCAUAAUAUCAAACAAAGAUGAAGAUUCGUUCAUCAGGGGAUAUGCUACCCGUCUUGGUGAAGCUUUCAAUUACUGGCUUGGUGCUUCUGAUCUGAACAUAGAGGGGAGAUGGCUGUGGGAAGGACAACGCCGCAUGAACUACACAAACUGGAAUCCAGGACAACCUGAUAAUGCGGGAGGUAUCGAACACUGUCUUGAGUUAAGACGGGUUUUAGGAAACUAUCUGUGGAAUGAUUAUCAAUGUCAAAAACCAUCACAUUUUAUUUGUGAAAAGGAACGCAUAUCAUACACCAACAGUUUGCAUGCAAACCUGCAACAGAGGGACAGUUUGCAUGCAAACCUGCAACAGAGGGACAGUUUGCAUGCAAACCUGUAACAGAGGGACAGUUUGCAUGCAAUCCUGCAACAGGAGGUGAAAUAAAGCCUUCAGCAUGUU
This is a messenger RNA of Haliotis rubra (blacklip abalone), 615 nucleotides long. RefSeq names its product perlucin-like. Lineage: Eukaryota; Metazoa; Mollusca; Gastropoda; Lepetellida; Haliotidae. The record is from RefSeq and is a predicted model, not a curated record. Gene Ontology annotation, molecular function: signaling receptor activity.